Molecule: messenger RNA, 1197 nt
Organism: Histoplasma capsulatum G186AR
Lineage: Eukaryota; Fungi; Ascomycota; Eurotiomycetes; Onygenales; Ajellomycetaceae
Product: MOSC domain-containing protein
Exons: 3
Coding region: 1-1197 (398 amino acids)
Molecular function (GO): pyridoxal phosphate binding; catalytic activity; molybdenum ion binding
Source: RefSeq, a predicted model, not a curated record
AUGAAGAUAACCCAGCUCUAUAUCUAUCCCAUAAAAUCCCUCCGCCCCACCGCACUUGUCCGGUCCCGCGUCACUCGCCAUGGCCUGGCCUAUGACCGCCACUUCAUGCUGCUCAGAGUCCAGCCUGACAAAAGCCUGAAAAACAUGCAGGUCUGCAACAUCCAGCAAAUGGCCCUGUUCUCCACAGAUGUGGUAUUCCCCGGCGAGUCUGUGGAUGGAGUCGCCACGGAGGAAGGCAAGAUCUUGGUCAGAUAUCAAGCGCCCAUGGGGCAUCCUGACCGGGAUGCUAUCAAGGAGUUGGAGAUUCCCCUAGAGCCGACAGACCUCCAGGGCCUAAGGGUCCUGGAGGUCGAUAUGUACAACAGCAGGACUCAAGCUUACGAGAUGGACAAGAAAUAUUCGGACUGGUUCUCUGAGUGGUUUGGGUUCGAGGUUUUGUUGGUGUAUCUGGGCGGGAACCGGAGGCCUGUACUAGGUAAUGUACCUCCCAACGCUGCGACGAAGAGAGCAGUAGCAGGUGCAUCUCAGCCUGCCUCGAAGAAUGCAGGCGGUGGCUGGAUAUCGAAUAUCGCCAAGUCUCUGUUGUAUCUCGGAAGCGCCACUCCCUUUGCAAAAAGGGAGGGUGACGAAACCGACGAGUGGAUCACCUUCGCAGAUAUGGCGCCGUACCUCGUCGUUUCGGAAACAUCUCUGGAGGAAGUAUCCGACCGGCUUCCCGAGGGCGAUACGAUGGACGUGACCAAAUUCCGCCCAAAUAUCGUCAUAUCCGGCGCCGAGGAGGCGUACGAGGAGGACUUCUGGGGGGAGAUCACAGUCCAGGCUGAUGUCAAUCUCAUCCUAACAGCCAACUGUGGGAGGUGUGUUAGUAUCAACGUCGACUAUGACACCGGCGCACCGGGCAGCGGCGAGGCGGGAACCAUGCUUAAGAAAUUGAUGAAAGAUCGUCGAGUUGAUAAGGGGCAUAAAUAUAGCCCUGUCUUUGGGAGGUACGGGUUUAUAGACAAGGGAGCUGAUGGUUCGCAUAUAGAAGUGGGCGAUGAGGUGGUUGUGUCACGGAGGAACAAGGAGCGGACGACUUUUUGUGUUGAUGCAUUGCUUUUCUUUUUCAACCAGGAGACAUGGCGCACUGACCUAUAUGCUCUCUUCAACAUUUCAACAACCCAACCAACACUGGCACUCCGUCAAAGGAAGAGCUGA